This is a messenger RNA of Thecamonas trahens ATCC 50062, 1627 nucleotides long. RefSeq names its product phospholipase D6. Gene Ontology annotation, molecular function: RNA binding; RNA endonuclease activity producing 5'-phosphomonoesters, hydrolytic mechanism. Gene Ontology annotation, cellular component: mitochondrion. Gene Ontology annotation, biological process: piRNA processing. The coding region runs from base 1 to 966 and encodes 321 amino acids. The transcript is spliced from 2 exons. NCBI's taxonomy places the organism in Eukaryota, Apusomonadida, Apusomonadidae. The record is from RefSeq and is a predicted model, not a curated record.
AUGCCGCUACUGACUGUAUACAUUCCCAAGGAGGAGCAUGGCCGUAUUGUUGGGCCUGGCGGCUCAGUCGCCCGCGACGUGGAGGCCGCCACGGGUGCUUCGCUCACUAUCCCGCGGAGGGCCGAGGCCUCGGACGCAGUGGUCAUUUCGGGGUCAGAGCCCGCUAUUCAAGACGCCAUCGACGCCAUUGUCUCCAUCCUCGGCCAUGCCAUCUCCGACGAGCCGCUGGUCACGCUCGAGCUCGGCAUCGAUCCGGGUCUCUACGGGCGCAUCAUCGGUCCUGGAGGCGCCGCUCUGCGUGCGCUGCAGGCCGAGAGCCACGCGCUGAUCGACAUUCCUCGGCGCGGGACAGAAGGCUACGUCCGGGUUCGAGGCGACGCCGAUGCCGCCGCUUCCGCGCUCCGUGGCAUCCAGGCCGUCACCGGCGUGCCGCCGACCGUUGUCUCGCGCUAUCCGCCGCUAGAUGAAAACGAGAUGGAUGUGGUGGCAUCGUCUUCGGGUGCAGCUGCCGCCGAGGUCAACAUCCACGCCUACCCGCCUGGCGCGCUCAACCAGACGCUCGGCCAGCUGCUCGGUGUUCUUCUCGCUGCUGAGGCCUCCAUCGACGUCUGCGUCUUUACCAUCACCGAGCCGCGCCUCGUCGCCGCCCUCAUCAAGGCUGCUGCCCGAGGCGUCGCCGUCCGCAUCAUCACCGACAACGAGACGCUAACCAACGAGGGUUCGGACAUCUCGCAGCUGGCGGCGGCAUCCAUCCCGGUCCGCAUCGACACUACGCCCGCCCAUAUGCACCACAAGUUUGCGGUCGUCGACAGAGCCGUCGCCCUCACCGGCUCGUUCAACUGGACUUCGGCCGCGGCGUCGGUCAACAACGAGAACAUCAUCGUGAGCAACACGCCGGAGCUCGUUGUUCCGUUUGUCGACCACUUUGCCGAGCUCUGGGCCUCGUUCGACUCGUUCGGCCCGUAGUCUCUACGGCUCCAUUGUCGACUCGUUCGGCACCAUCGGCUGCUCGUGCUCGUCUGGAGCAACAGAUCCGUUGACUGAGCUCAUGCCUGAGCCCGCUGCCGACCGCGCCCGCUCGAGCGCUUCGUCAAGCUCGACAAGCUCCGAGACAGCAACAGAGAUCUCGUGCGGGACGGUGUCGGUCUCGAUCGCCAUGCCCAGCGCCACGUUCUCGGCCUCGGUCAUCUCGCCGGGCGGGCCGAGCUCCUCGGGCGCCAGCGAGUUGAGGCCAAUCCACGUCCCACGGGUCGCGUCGUCGACAGCCUCGGCAUCGUCCAGCGCCUUGCGAUGAAAAGUGAGGCCACGCCGAAAGUCGGAAAACUGUGCCACAUACGCGUCGAUGUCGUCAAAGGCGGCGGUAAUGAUGAGGUCGAGCGGAAUGGGUUCGAACCCGCUGUAUUGCUCAAAGGCAGACUCCAGCCGCCGCGCCACCUCGGCAGUGCCAAAGAUGACAAAGCAGGCAAAGGCCGUGAGUGCCACUGACCAUCGGCCAAAGAUCGGAAUGAGGACGAUAGGCAGCGAGAAGCAAUAGAGCGUGAGCGAGACGAUGAAAACUUGCGCAAACGGGAACGGGAUGAACAUGGCCCGCGCACGCGUCGCGCCCAUAAACGCAUCCGUCAGCGCC